Boeremia exigua is the source of this 1189-nucleotide messenger RNA. RefSeq lists its product as uncharacterized. Gene Ontology annotation, biological process: endosome organization; regulation of protein localization. Gene Ontology annotation, cellular component: endosome; BLOC-1 complex. The transcript is spliced from 3 exons. The record is from RefSeq and is a predicted model, not a curated record. The coding region runs from base 373 to 939 and encodes 188 amino acids. NCBI's taxonomy places the organism in Eukaryota, Fungi, Ascomycota, Dothideomycetes, Pleosporales, Didymellaceae.
CAGCACCGGCUUCACCGGCAGGGAGACCUCAACGGGCCUAAUUGUAUGCACCUAUAUCACCACACGGGUGGGGUCACAAAGCAUGAGCCGACAGGAGAGUUCAAAGCCAUGUCCCGUUGAGCAAUAGAGUGCGAAAAGCAAGUAUAAAAGGAGGUCAUCGUGCUGGAACAGCAGCUUUCGUUUCUGAUUCUCUUUCACUCACAAAGUCUCAAGCUCAAUUCUACCUGUCUCUCAGGAGCAAAUCGUACAAGUACCCCCAAUCAAGUAUACUUACCAACAACCCUGAACACGAGAACUUGCCAUCUUCUAUAACUACAUCACCAUCCACACACCUUUAUCCUCACUGUAGUACCAUCACAUCACGCUGCUACAAUGUCCACUACACACGCCUACUACCCAUCCUAUCCCUCCACAUCAUAUCCCAUCAAUGUACCGCAGAAGCCCGGCUACUACUAUCCACCACAACAACAAUACGGCCGCAUCGCAGGAUCUCCGCCAGAAGCAUCCGACAGCACAACGACUUCAGGUGUACCGUCCUACGAAGUAUCCGCAAACUCCAGUCACUAUGCUGGCAGCCACAGUGACUAUGAUUCGAGUAGCGGUGCCGCCAGUGUGGAUCUACUCGACUACAUGGGCAACCGACUGAACGGCUCCUUCAACCCUCUACCGUUGGAUCGAAGUCUGGCAAAGCAGGCGCAAACGUCAGGCGAGUUGAACGCGAAACACCGUGAACUGCUUGAACUGCAGGCACUGGCUCAGCGAAGACUAGCUGGUGCACAAGCGAGCUUUUCUUCCGGCAUGCGGGCAGCAAAGGAAGUACAGAAAGAUCUGCAGUGGACCCAGAAGCGCGUUGACUCGCUCAACGACCGCGCAGCACGAAAAUACCCCGAGCAGUACAGGACGGCUCAGCGACGAUACCCGGCACCCGUCGAUUACUAGGGAAGAACCCUAAACCGCUGCUGAAUGCGGCACUGUUGAUGAUUUCCAUAUACACACAUUUCGGUUCUUUCACAUGGAGCGCAAAAGCUUCCGGCGGAAUACUGUCGUUUUGCGAUUCCCUGAACGAUUUCGUCUCUUCAACGACGUUCGACGGCCUUUGGCUUGUUCUGUUUUUUCUAUUUCAUUAAACGGCGGAGGUGUGUCGUCCACCAUCUCCGCUCACUCCGCUCCACCCCUGCCUUAGCGCACA